CUUGUGAAAAGCAAAAGAUAAACCUUUGCCUCUCUCCCUCUUUCAUUUGUUUGCACCGCUUCAAAGGUAGGCCAUUAAAAGAAUAGUUAGAAAUCUCAAAUCCCUUUCUCCAUAGGGCUAGUGAAUCUGAAGAAAAAACCCAUUAAGCUCAUUCAGAUCCCUACCAAAUCUGCAACAAAAAUACCAUGAUUUGAUCCAAAAAUCCAACCCCAAACAAAAUGGGUUUUGGUUUUUCUUCAAAACACUUGUUCCCUUUCCUCUCAUUCCUUGUUUUCUCCUCAUUUCUUCAACUUCAUCCUCCAGUUGAAGCAGCUUCCGACUACACCACUCUGGUCUACAAAGGUUGUGCAAAGCAGUCUUUCACAGAUCCAGCUGGGGUUUACUCCCAGGCCUUAUCCGCCUUGUUCCAAACCCUGGUUUCCCAGUCCAUGAAAGUGAAGUUCUACAAGACAACAACCGGCACCGGCCAAACAACAAUCACCGGUCUCUUCCAAUGCAGGGGAGACCUCAGCAACAGCGACUGCUACAACUGUGCUAGCAGGCUCCCAACUCUGGCCGACAAACUCUGUGGCAAAACAUUAGCUUCAAGGAUCCAACUUUACGGCUGCUACAUGUUGUAUGAAGUUGCCGGCUUUGCUCAAAUCUCCGGCAUGGACAUGCUGUUCAAGACCUGCGGUGCUACAAAUGUUGCCGGGACUGGGUUUGAAGAGAGGAGGGACACUGCCUUUUCUGUAUUGGAAAGUGGGGUUGUCAGCAGCCAUGGCUUUUACACCACGAAUUACCAAUCUGUUUAUCUUUUAGGGCAAUGUGAAGGAGAUGUGGGGGAUUCGGAUUGUGGAGAGUGUGUAAAGAGUGCUGUUCAAAGAGCUCAAGGUGAAUGUGGGAGUUCCAUUUCAGGUCAAAUCUAUCUCCACAAAUGCUUUAUCAGUUACAAUUAUUAUCCUAAUGGGGUCCCUAGAAGGUCAUCUUCUUCUUCAUACGCACAUUCAUCAUCAUCAUCAUCAUCACCAUCAGGAACAGGACAAAAUACAGGGAGGACAGUGGCUAUAAUAUUAGGAGGGGCAGCAAGUGUGGGAUUCCUUAUCAUUUUGCUGAUGUUUGCAAGGAAUGUCAUGAAGAAAAAACGUGAUGAUUUCUGAAGGGUUCAUCAGAGUUCAUUAGAGGUGGGAUUCCUUCAUAUAAAUUGAGUGUCUCACCUAUCAUAUUUUUCAGUUCAAUUUUAAUUUUAAGAUGUGCACAUUUUUGUUAUUCUCCAAUGAAGAUGUGGGGGAAAAAAUUGUAAAAUAAUUAUUCUUCAUUUUUCCUCCAUAAUUUAGCAUCUUUUUUUGUUUCUUGG
This is a messenger RNA of Hibiscus syriacus, 1336 nucleotides long. RefSeq names its product plasmodesmata-located protein 2-like. Lineage: Eukaryota; Viridiplantae; Streptophyta; Magnoliopsida; Malvales; Malvaceae. The transcript has 3 exons. Gene Ontology annotation, cellular component: plasmodesma. Bases 219 to 1139 code for a protein of 306 amino acids. The record is from RefSeq and is a predicted model, not a curated record. Gene Ontology annotation, biological process: plasmodesmata-mediated intercellular transport; transport of virus in multicellular host.